AUGUUAGCCUCGAAACCAACCAUUGUUUCCCUGCCUUACGUCACCUUCUCUCAACGCCACAAAGAUACCAAUAAGCAGCAUUGCAUCGCGGCUCAACUGCGAAAGCAGGCCCGUGCCGAAGGCCUUAAUGUCAGCUGUCUGAUCGAGAAAAGGGAAAUCAUUCAUGUCCUCAUCGAACAGCAGAAGUACGGCGGCGCAAAACCACAUAUCGAGAACACCGUCGACACCAAGCGCCAUACCUUCUUCGACCUUCCUGGUGAGAUACGCAACAAGAUCUACAACUACCUUCUGUACAACGACCGCCUCAUCGUCGUACGUCACCAAGGUCUUGUUCCAUUCACAAGAAAAGUCAUGGUCUUCCCAUUGACAAUGCACUAUAUGGUUGCUCAAUCUCGGAAGCCACCACCGGAGAAGAAGCAGAUACCAGACAGUCGAGUUACCCAGCUCCUCAACACGUCAUGGGCGAACCGUGAACUCCACCAAGAGUACCGCAGCUACUUCUUAGCUAAGCAUAUGUUUCACGUGGUAGGUCCGAACGGCGCCCCGUACAUCGAUUUCUUCGACCAAAUUGGCCCGAUCGCUCGCGCUAGCAUCGCAGACGUUGUCUUGGACAACUCAAACUUCUGGUCCUACAACGGUCUCCAUUACUGGAUGCCGUACCUCGCCGGCUUGCACACACUCAACAUAUACAUGCAUCUAGGCCAUCUCGUCCACAUCGACGUGUACAUUCUAAUACGUGCUUAUGUCUUGGGUGAUACUAUACGUUGCGAGGAGUUUUAG
This is a messenger RNA of Pyrenophora tritici-repentis Pt-1C-BFP, 780 nucleotides long. RefSeq lists its product as uncharacterized. The record is from RefSeq and is a predicted model, not a curated record. Lineage: Eukaryota; Fungi; Ascomycota; Dothideomycetes; Pleosporales; Pleosporaceae.